CAUCACUCGUGCUCCUGGCGCGUGCAUUAAGUUGCUAGGUAGUUUCGGAAGACAGAGUAAAGACAACGAUACGAAGAACAUCAACCGCUUAUUGUAAAAAAAAUAAUAAUAAUAACAAGGUUCCGCUGGUCUAAAUUUAUUUUCCCUGGUAUGCAGAGACGCUUUGUUCUUCUGCUCUUGGCUGCACCUUGAGCCUGAACAGUCCUCACAUGGCCUCGGUGGAGCGUAAGCAGGAAAAGCAGGGACCCUUCUACCGUGGUUAUGGCAUCAGAAGACAGACGAGUGCAGAGAUAGUGACCGAAGCCCGGCGUUCUCUCAGGACUCUUCAGACACGCCGGCCGUUCACGCCGAGAGAGGAGCAUCGCCAGCUUUUUGGAGGAUCUGCUCGCACACGUGAUGGAAGGCCGCCAUCUUCAUUCAGCCUUCAUGCUCGGAAUUUCGAUGCGCCCGAUUCCAGGCCGAAUUCAGGGACCCGACUCUCGCCUCUGGAACACAAAUCUAGGUUCCCAGUUUCACCGGACGAAGACUGCAGCAAAGGUGUGCCCAAACCUCCAGCUGAGCAAAAGGACAAAAGAGGAGGAGCUGGAGGAGGAGCUCGGACAAGGCUCGUCAGAGCAAGAUCGCUUAUGAUCAUACCCUCUGUGAUGCAACAUGAUGCAAAUGAUCCUCGAACCGAAGGUGUUGAUGAAGCAAUCUCGAGCACGAAUCCACCCCAGCAUGAGCCUUUCCACCUACAUUCCAGUUCCAAACAAGAAAAGAUGGAGCAAUCCUCCAAACACAUACCAAACAAACACAGACCAAACGAACACAGCAGAACUCCACGGCCCAGCAGUGCUGACUUAUCUCCAGGAAAAGGAACAAAAAGAGAUGCUGAGCGUGGCCGCAGAGACUCGACAGGAAGUGACGAGACCGUCUUCUGGACCUCCGAGGUGCUUCCUGUGCUGGAGAUGUUUGAGUCGGUUGCUCUAGGAGGAACUGUGUCAAAGGAGACCAUGGAGCGCCUGUGUGACGCCUGCACCGGUCUCCAUAACGUCCUGUCAGAGAACGGCAUGCUGGGAAAGCGGUUUAAGAACAGGUCCUCCGUUCUCCGUGCGCUGUUCCGACUGAUCGAUUUGGGAUCGGAUCGUCUGAACCUGACUCUCGCCAAACUCAUACUGGAGCUCGACGUCAGCGGAAACAACUUGCUAAACAUUUGCAAGCUCGUCUUUAAAAUAAGCCGGAAUUCCAAAAACGACUCCCUGUUCCAGGACAACGGCGUUAUAGAUUCCCUCCUCUCAGUGAUCCAGCGUGAGGAUUUUAGCAGCAGCGGAGAGAUUGUUCUGUACUGCACAGGCUCCCUGAAGCUCCUCUCAGGAAACAGCGCCCUCACCAGGCUGCUCCUAGCUAAAGACUUCAUCCCAGUCUCGCUCCAGCUCUCUCAGCAUCUGAUCCAGAUAACUGACCCUAAAGCUUCACCUACACCGGAUCAGCACAACAUCUCAGGACAUAUUCUGGUGCAGGUGACGGCGGCGCUGAGGAAUGUGGCCGACUUGUCCGAGUCCCGUGCUGCAUUUUUAUCCAGCAGUGUCUUCUCCACGCUGUGCGCAGUCAUCGAUCGUCACCGAGAUGACCAAGACGUCUGCCUUAACGUAGCAAGGAUAUUUAGCAAACUGUCCUCUUAUGCCGAGUGCUGCUGUGCGCUAGCCGAGACCUCGAGCUGCUACAGGCUAUUUUUAGCUCUGUUGUGCAAACACAGCAGGAAACAGGCUCUGGUGGUGCGUCUCCUCUUCACGUUAGGAAACCUAGCAGCAAGGAGCGACCAGGCCAGACAGAGAAUCUGCGAGGAGGAAAGAUCCAUAGAUGUUCUCUUAGAGCUUUUCCAGAACUACCUGCGAGUCCCCAGGGACAAACCGGACGAGGACGAGGACGUUCUGAUCAAGCUGAUCCGAGUGCUCGCUAAUCUGUCCAUUCACCCCGUCAUAGGCUCGGCUCUGGCGUCUAACACACUGUGUGUGCAGCUACUACUGAAAGUGAUGGAGGUCAGGUCCGUGGAGGAGAGCGCCGAGUUAGUUGUAAAUGCUUCAACUACCAUCAACAACCUGUCCUUCUACCAAUCAGAGAGCUCCGUCAUCCGAGUCCAGCACAAACAUGUCUCUGAAUUGUUGCUCAGGCUGCUAUUAAGCUCCAACAUGGACGCAAUGUUAGAGGCUACACGUGUGUUCGGGAAUCUCUCUCAGAUUGAAGAAGUGCAGCGGUUUAUCAUCAGAAACAAAGUACACAGGUUUGUUGUGGCUCUGCUCGACUCUAAGAACCCUGAUGUGUGUUUCUCGGCUUGUGGAGUCCUCACGAACCUCUCCGUAGAUCCCACCGGCAGAAGCGUGAUAAACCAGGAAGGAGCCGUACACAAGUUGAUUGACUGCUUGCGGGAUUUUGGGCCUCAGGACUGGUUUCUGGCUGCUCAGGUGUGUCAGACACUGUGGAACUGCACCGACGAAGCUGAGGGGAGAGAGGAGUUUGCACAAGAGCUGCUGGAGAUACUGUGUCUUUAUUCAGACCAGAAAGCUUUGCAGUGGCCCUCGAGUGACGAUAUAAAGGCGUACCAGGAGGCAUGCUGGGAGCUGGAGUUUUUACCCGUUGCUGAGAUGCUGAAGAAACGCAUGAGGAGAUACGCAAACCUCCCGGAAACCAUCUGCGACACUUCCUGAAGAAAUAAUCCAGGGUAUAUAUAUAUAUAUAUUUAACAGGAAAAAUGAAAAUAUUUAAUAAUAAAGAUCCAUGACCAGAGGAGUGAUCUCAAAACUCUUUAUUAUUAAAGAGUGGACACAGGACAAUUUAUUUAUUUAUUUUUUUACAACAAAAAUGAUACAACAUGGCACUGCUUCUCCGUCUCGUUUAACCUUCCUUUAAACAAACAAACACACAUUACUGGUACCAUCUGUGACCACAACAAUGACCUUCAACAACAACAACCACCUCAGAGCUGUCCCUCAAGAGAAGGAGGAACUCAAACACAACAGAAACAUUAUUUAUUAUCAAUCCAAAUGAAAACGUUAGUACUUGACGCAAGAGAAAAGCGGAAAAAUGUUACAAAAACAAGAAUGAUUUCCUCUCCUCCUCUGAGGACAAGUUCAGUGUGUGUGUGUUACUGCAUAGCAGAAUCCCAUCCUCUACUAGCCAUGUUGUGCAUGGUGUGUGUUAACGUCUCCACGUAUUUCGAUAAUAACGUAGCAUUGCUAUAAGUAAAAAAUCUCAAACGUACAUUCCAUAUCAUUUUUUCUUG
This is a messenger RNA of Hemibagrus wyckioides, 3259 nucleotides long. RefSeq names its product armadillo repeat containing 2 (gene armc2). Gene Ontology annotation, molecular function: protein binding. The transcript is spliced from 18 exons. Bases 210 to 2684 code for a protein of 824 amino acids. The record is from RefSeq and is a predicted model, not a curated record. Gene Ontology annotation, biological process: cilium organization; sperm axoneme assembly. NCBI's taxonomy places the organism in Eukaryota, Metazoa, Chordata, Actinopteri, Siluriformes, Bagridae.